GCGAUGGCUGGCUCCCUAUUGCUGGAGAAUUCAUUUGCGAGUUUGUAGAAUCUGGUAGGUUGGUUAGGAAUGCGAUGAGAGGGAUCAAUAAUCUAGCUAAUGUCUGUCAAGAGUUGCACGGGCUUCGGAGACACUACACCUUCGAGACUCCUCCGAAUGGAUAUACUGAAGAAGAUAUGCAGAUGGGAUUCAUAGCGACAGAUUGGAUGAUCUCUACAAUACAUGAUAUUUGCACAAAUCAUAUCGAAGGAUUUACGGAGCUUCUUGGAUGGAUGUCUCGAGAAAAUCGCCUACUUGUCGAAUUCGCUUUCAAAUCUCUCAACCUUGUCUACCGUGCCAUUACUGAAAAUCCAGGAGGGGGUGCAAAUAUGGCUGAUGAAGAUAAUGAUGAUGGUGAAGAUGAUGAUGAUAACGAAGAAGAAGAUGCUGAUCAAGGGUGUCAAGUCCCGUGUCCCGUUUGCCCCGUUGUCCCGUUUUUUGAGUGUUUUUACGGGAACGGGACGUCCCGCUGUCCCGUUUUUGUAAUUUUUACGGGACAUUGACACCCUUGAUGCUGAUGAAGGAGGUGACGACGACGAAGAAGAAGGGAACCAAGAUGUAGCCAUGGACUUUCAUGAGCAAAACCUUCUUGAUCAGCGGGGAAGAGAGGACAAUACAGAUUCAGAACACGAGGUACAAAACGAUUCGGAUUAUAGCUCGAAUAGCACUAAAAGUCAUUCCCGUAAUCCAUCGGUUUCCUCAGUUCUUGCUACUAAUAAUCAAAAAUCGGAUGAUAAUGAAUCAACGAAGCUUUUCGCCACGAAACUCUCCGAACUCGAAGCAUACCGAACAAUGUGCAAGGAUCAGAUGACAUCAAUCGAAAGACUUCUGGAACAAGGUGGAGCCAGUUGUAUUGUACCACAAGCCACGAUUCUAUCAGUAAAAGCAACACAUUUAGCAACAAUGACAACUUCUACGAUUAUUGCAAGACCUGAUAUUGAUGUGAUAAUGAAUUCAAACGAAGCCACCACGAGCACAGUUCUGAAGGCUCGUCACGUCGACUUUGUGCACAAGACGUCGAUUCACCACACCAACGACUUGACGCUCAUCGACUUGGUGCUCAAUGUGCAGUGGCGUUUGGCUCUCCCAUCCGACGCGAACUUCGUCUUGAAGUACAAAAAUAAACAAGGCGAUUUGGUGACACUCGUCGUGGAUAGCGACCUCCUGAUGGUUCUUCACACGUCUGGAGCCACGUUCGACGUGACCGUCGUUGUCGACUCAAGAAAUCGUGAAAUCGACGUUGGAAAGAUCAUCGACGCUCUCCGAAAGAGCUUUGAAGCGGCUCCACAAUCGACAGUACCUUCCGAGAAAACUCCACCAUCGCAUACUCCAUCGCCACAAUCGUUGCGAGGACCCCCCGCCGCCAGUAUCAAGUUCUCCACGAAACUCUCUCCUGCUGGCUUUUCAUGCACCCGGAUUUCAAGCUCAAGCUCAACAAAAACGCCGAAAAAUAGGAUGCUCGACACUCUCCGCUGCCUCCAGCACUCGUGUAUGCCAGUUCGCCGAACACUGAAAAUGAGGCCUCACCAACAUCGCCACUUGCUGUAUUUUAAAGUAUUUAAAAAAUUGAGACAUUUUUAUUAUAUUUUGUGACAUUUUUAUUAUAUUUUGUGACAUUUUUAUUAUAUUUUGUGACAUUUUGAUUAUAUUUUGUGACAUUUUUAUGAUAUUUUGUGCCAUUGUUAUUAUCAUAUGUUCUCUAACCAUGAAUCUGUGUGAAUGUGA
This is a messenger RNA of Caenorhabditis elegans, 1764 nucleotides long. RefSeq names its product PB1 domain-containing protein (gene Y71A12B.10). Lineage: Eukaryota; Metazoa; Nematoda; Chromadorea; Rhabditida; Rhabditidae. Gene Ontology annotation, biological process: COPII vesicle coat assembly; endoplasmic reticulum to Golgi vesicle-mediated transport. The record is from RefSeq and is marked reviewed. The transcript is spliced from 9 exons. The coding region runs from base 604 to 1632 and encodes 342 amino acids. Gene Ontology annotation, molecular function: identical protein binding.